This is a messenger RNA of Cyphomyrmex costatus, 2020 nucleotides long. Its product is annotated as E3 ubiquitin-protein ligase AMFR. NCBI's taxonomy places the organism in Eukaryota, Metazoa, Arthropoda, Insecta, Hymenoptera, Formicidae. Gene Ontology annotation, cellular component: cytosol; endoplasmic reticulum; ubiquitin ligase complex. The transcript is spliced from 7 exons. The record is from RefSeq and is a predicted model, not a curated record. Gene Ontology annotation, biological process: ubiquitin-dependent protein catabolic process; protein K48-linked ubiquitination; endoplasmic reticulum unfolded protein response. Gene Ontology annotation, molecular function: ubiquitin binding; ubiquitin protein ligase activity. The coding region runs from base 1 to 1821 and encodes 606 amino acids.
AUGCCGAUGGAAUUUUUGGAACGGUUACCAGUCCCGAGUCUUCGAGUGUAUGCCGCCAUAAGCGUCACCAUACUUUCCUGUUCUAUAUACUAUGCCACCCAAAUAAUCAAGGAUCCUGCUUGGAGAACAAAUCAUACACAUGUUGAUGAUGGAGUCCAUUCUGAAAGCGACAUCGAUCCGACUGAUCCGAGAAGUCUUGGUACUCACCUUAAAGAACUCUUGGAAUGUAUGGUAAUGGAACCUGUCUGCGUUUGGACUUUAGUCAACAUGGCUUACUGCAUGUUGAUUCUUCUUGGCAAAACUAUCCAAAAACUUGUAUUUGGUGAAUUACGUGCCUCAGAGAAUCAUCAUUUGAAAGACAAGUUCUGGAAUUUCCUUUUCUACAAGUUUAUCUUUGUUUUUGGAGUUUUGAAUGUACAAUACAUGGACGAAGUUAUACUCUGGUGGGCAUGGUUUAUGGCGCUUGGCUUCCUGAGUCUUCUUAGCCAACUUUGCAAAGAUCGAUUUGAAUAUCUAUCCUUUUCACCCACCACGCCAGGAUGGAGUCACGCUCGACUUCUCGUAUUGUUGGCGGCAAUUCUUGUGCUAUCUUCCUUCAUGCUUUUAUUCAGCAUCGCUGCAGUUUUCUUUUUCAUAUCUUUCAAUACUUUUGCUUUUAUGGCAGCUGAGUAUAUUCUACUUGGAGUCCGUACGAUUCACGUGAUGUUACGCUACUUGAUUCAUCUGUAUGAUACUCGUGGCGCCGGCACUUCGGCACAACGCUCUUGGGAUAAACGUGGUCCAUUGACUUACUAUACAGAUUUGAUUGCGGAAUUAAUUGGGCUGGCAGUCGACUUUUGUCAUCAUGUUCACAUGCUUUUGUGGAGUAACAUCUUUUUGAGCAUGGCAUCGCUAGUAAUAUGUAUGCAAUUGAGAUACCUGUUCUAUGAAAUACAACGGAGAAUUACAAAACAUAGAAACUAUUUGGCUGUACUAAAUCAUAUGGAGCAGACUUAUCCAAUGGCUUCGCAAGAUGAAUUAGUCGAGAACUCUGAUAACUGCGCCAUAUGUUGGGAGAAGAUGGAAAACGCUCGUAAAUUACCCUGUGCGCACUUGUUUCACAACUCGUGCUUACAAUCUUGGUUAGAACAGGACACAUCAUGUCCCACUUGUCGAUUGGCUUUGAGUAUGCAAGCGAAUCAUAGAGAGAACAUUCUAGAGAUACCACCUGAGCCACAGACUCCUACGAGAAGAAAUAGCAAUUAUUAUUUCCUCUUUCUCGAUGCAUCGAGAUACGUAUCUUGGUUGCCUACUUUUUCUGUCGAGGUCUCGCACAAUAGAGUACGUGGUAACAUAUCUACAUUUGCACAUACUAAUUCCCAGAUGGACGCAAUGGCGAGACAGGUACUACUACUUUUUCCCCAUUAUCCUCAUAAUAUAAUCCUAGAAGACCUUAGAAUGACUCGAUCGGUUGAAUGGACAAUUGAAAAUAUACUCGAUGGGAUAUUAACUUUACCACACCAUGUAAUCGAAGAACCGCAUGAAGAAUCCGUCCCACAAAUGGAAACGAUCGUGACAGACAUUACGCCCAGCUCUUCGAUCCAAAAUUCAUCGGAUCCUAGAUUCGAUAUUCCUUUUGCCGAUAGUGGAGAAGAACCUUCAAGUCUUGGUGGUCGUUUCUCGAAAUCAUCUGCCGAGAGAGAACUUAUACUUCAACGACGAAAAGAGCAUAUGCGAUUAACAGCACGGAGAAGGUAUUUGGAAAAACAUCGGAAAUCCGAGAUUGAUUCGACAAAUACACAGAUAACGAAUAUUGAAAAUACUGAAGAUACUAUUUCGUAGAUAUAAGCAGAAAUCGAUUAAUAUGAUUUUGAAUUCAAAUUAUUCAACACACACACACACACACACACACACACACACACACACACACACACACACACACACACACACACACAAGAGCUUCGUAGUUGAUACAAAAUUGACAAGUUGUACAUUUUAUUUUUCCUUUUUUUUUUGUUGAGACAAGAUUGUGGAACAUACA